Messenger RNA from Aethalodelphis obliquidens (Pacific white-sided dolphin), 4328 nucleotides. RefSeq names its product IQ motif and Sec7 domain ArfGEF 2 (gene IQSEC2). The transcript has 14 exons. Gene Ontology annotation, biological process: actin cytoskeleton organization; regulation of ARF protein signal transduction. Gene Ontology annotation, molecular function: guanyl-nucleotide exchange factor activity. Bases 196 to 3660 code for a protein of 1154 amino acids. Lineage: Eukaryota; Metazoa; Chordata; Mammalia; Artiodactyla; Delphinidae. The record is from RefSeq and is a predicted model, not a curated record.
CCUCAGCUCCUGCUCCCCGUGCCGCCUGCCCCAGCGCUGUCUCCCGGGCCCCCCCGGGCCCCCGGGCCCUCGAGCCCGGUGCGCGCCCUCGCGUCCCGCCGGCCCCCUCCCCCGGCUGGGCCCGGGGGAGGGUGGCGCCGUGAGCGAGCGGGGACCGGGCUCUCUUGCCCCUUCCCCUGCCCCUGGGCCGCCAGGAUGGAGGCGGGGUCGGGUCCCCCGGGCGGCCCGGGAUCCGAGAGCCCCAACCGGGCGGUGGAGUACCUGCUGGAGCUGAACAACAUCAUAGAGAGCCAGCAGCAGCUGCUGGAGACCCAGCGGCGGCGCAUCGAAGAGCUGGAGGGCCAGCUGGACCAGCUCACCCAGGAGAACCGCGACCUGAGAGAGGAGAGCCAGCUGCACCGCGGGGAGCUGCACCGGGACCCCCACGGCGCGCGGGAUAGCCCGAGCCGCGAGAGCCAGUACCAGAACCUGCGCGAGACCCAGUUCCACCACCGCGAGCUGCGGGAGAGCCAGUUCCACCAGGCGGCCCGGGACGUGGGCUACGCGAACCGGGACGGCGCCUAUCAGAACCGGGAGGCUGUGUAUCGGGACAAGGAGCGGGACGCCUCCUACCCACUCCAGGACACUGCUGGUUACUCUGCCCGCGAGCGCGACGUGGCCCAGUGCCACCUGCACCACGAGAACCCAGCCCUGGGUCGCGAGCGUGGCGGGCGGGAGGCCGGGCCAGCGCACCCGGGCCGCGAGAAGGAAUCCGGCUAUUCGGCGGCGGUGGGCGUGGGGCCCCGUCCAUCACGAGAGCGGGGCCAGCUGAGCCGUGGCGCAUCCAGGAGCUCCAGCCCCGGGGCCGGCGGCGGCCACAGUACCAGUACCAGCACCAGCCCGGCCACAACCCUCCAGAGAAAAUCUGAUGGUGAGAAUUCCAGAACAGUCAGUGUGGAGGGUGAUGCCCCAGGCAGUGACCUGAGCACAGCGGUUGAUAGUCCCGGGAGCCAACCCCCCUACCGGCUGAGCCAGCUGCCCCCCACCAGCAGCCACAUGGGGGGCCCCCCUGCUGGGGUGGGCCUUCCCUGGGCUCAGCGGGCUCGCCUCCAGCCAGCCAGUGUUGCCCUGAGGAAGCAGGAAGAAGAGGAGAUAAAGCGCUCCAAGGCCCUGUCGGACAGCUAUGAACUCUCCACGGACCUGCAGGACAAGAAGGUGGAAAUGCUGGAGAGGAAGUAUGGGGGCUCCUUCCUGAGCCGCAGGGCUGCCAGGACCAUCCAGACGGCCUUCCGUCAGUACCGCAUGAACAAGAACUUUGAGCGGCUCCGCAGCUCAGCUUCAGAGAGCCGCAUGUCCCGCCGCAUCAUCCUUUCCAACAUGCGGAUGCAGUUCUCCUUUGAGGAAUAUGAGAAGGCACAGAACCCCGCGUACUUCGAGGGCAAGCCUGCCUCGCUGGACGAGGGUGCCAUGGCUGGUGCCCGGAGCCACCGGCUUGAACGGGGGCUCCCAUAUGGAGGCUCCUGUGGAGGGGGCAUCGAUGGUGGGGGAAGCUCCGUCACCACAUCUGGAGAGUUUUCUAAUGACAUCACAGAGCUUGAGGACUCCUUCUCCAAACAGGUAAAGUCUCUGGCUGAAUCCAUUGACGAGGCCUUGAACUGCCACCCAUCGGGGCCCAUGUCUGAGGAGCCAGGGUCAGCCCAGCUGGAGAAGCGAGAGUCAAAGGAACAGCAAGAGGACAGCUCGGCCACAUCCUUCAGUGACCUUCCCCUCUACUUGGAUGACCCAGUUCCCCCGCCAUCCCCUGAGCGACUGCCCAGCACAGAGCCCCCACCCCAGGGCCGGCCUGAGUUCUGGGCACCCGCCCCUCUCCCACCAGUUCCUCCACCAGUGCCACCAGGGACCCGGGAAGAUGGUAGCCGUGAGGAAGGCACUCGCAGGGGUCCUGGGUGCUUGGAAUGCCGGGAUUUCCGGCUGCGAGCUGCCCACCUUCCCCUGCUUACUAUUGAGCCUCCUAGUGACAGCUCCGUGGACCUGAGUGACCGCUCAGAUCGCGGCUCUGUCCACCGUCAGCUCGUGUAUGAGGCUGAUGGCUGCAGCCCCCAUGGGACCCUGAAGCACAAGGGGCCACCAGGCAGGGCCCCGAUCCCACACCGCCACUACCCAGCCCCGGAGGGCCCAGCCCCAGCCCCGCCAGGGCCCCUGCCACCAGCCCCCAACAGUGGCACUGGGCCCAGUGGUGUGGCUGGGGGUCGGAGGUUGGGGAAGUGCGAGGCAGCAGGCGAGAACUCUGAUGGUGGAGAUAAUGAGAGCCUUGAGAGCUCCAGCAAUUCCAACGAGACCAUCAACUGCAGCUCUGGCUCCUCUUCGCGGGACAGCCUGAGGGAGCCUCCAGCCACCGGCCUGUGCAAGCAGACUUACCAGCGGGAGACCAGGCACAGCUGGGACUCGCCAGCCUUCAACAAUGACGUGGUGCAGAGGCGGCACUACCGAAUCGGCCUCAACCUCUUCAAUAAGAAGCCAGAGAAGGGUAUCCAGUAUCUGAUCGAGCGGGGCUUCCUGUCAGACACGCCGGUGGGAGUGGCUCACUUCAUCCUGGAACGGAAAGGCCUGAGCCGACAGAUGAUAGGGGAAUUCCUAGGGAACCGGCAGAAGCAGUUCAACAGAGAUGUGUUGGACUGUGUGGUGGAUGAGAUGGAUUUCUCCUCCAUGGAUUUGGAUGAUGCACUCCGGAAGUUCCAAUCCCAUAUCCGGGUUCAGGGUGAGGCCCAGAAAGUGGAACGACUCAUCGAAGCCUUCAGCCAGCGGUACUGUGUGUGUAACCCAGCUCUUGUGCGCCAGUUCCGGAAUCCAGACACCAUUUUCAUCCUUGCUUUUGCCAUCAUCCUCCUCAAUACCGACAUGUACAGUCCCAGCGUCAAGGCUGAACGCAAGAUGAAACUAGAUGACUUCAUCAAGAACCUGAGAGGGGUUGACAAUGGUGAAGACAUCCCCCGAGACCUCCUGGUGGGUAUUUACCAGCGCAUCCAGGGGCGUGAGCUGCGGACCAACGACGACCACGUGUCCCAGGUGCAGGCCGUGGAGCGCAUGAUUGUGGGCAAGAAACCGGUCCUGUCUCUUCCUCACCGUCGACUGGUUUGCUGCUGCCAGCUCUAUGAGGUGCCAGAUCCAAACCGCCCACAGAGGCUAGGGUUGCAUCAGCGAGAGGUCUUCCUCUUCAACGAUCUCCUUGUGGUCACCAAAAUUUUCCAGAAGAAGAAGAUCUUGGUGACGUACAGCUUCCGUCAGUCCUUUCCCCUCGUGGAAAUGCACAUGCAGCUCUUCCAGAAUUCAUAUUACCAGUUUGGGAUCAAGUUGCUGUCUGCAGUACCUGGCGGGGAGCGCAAAGUCCUCAUCAUCUUCAAUGCCCCCAGCCUCCAGGACCGGCUGCGCUUCACAUCCGACCUGCGAGAAUCCAUCGCUGAGGUGCAGGAGAUGGAGAAAUACCGCGUGGAGUCGGAGCUGGAGAAGCAGAAAGGUAUGAUGCGGCCUAACGCCUCACAGCCCGGAGGGGCCAAGGACUCGGUGAACGGCACGCUGGCCCGAAGCAGCCUGGAGGACACGUAUGGGGCAGGCGAUGGGCUCAAACGGGGAGCGCUCAGCAGUUCCCUGCGAGACCUCUCUGAUGCAGGGGUCUGUUAUUAGCAGUCCACGCCCUCACCAGAGGAUGCCACCUCCGCCCCCACCCCCGCCGCCAGAGGAGUACAAGAGCCAGAGGCCCGUCUCCAACUCCUCAUCCUUCCUGGGCUCCCUAUUUGGAAGCAAGCGGGGCAAGGGGCCCUUCCAGAUGCCACCACCGCCAACAGGCCAGGCCUCUGCCUCCUCUUCAUCUGCUUCUUCCACCCACCACCACCACCACCACCACCACCACGGUCACAGCCACGGCGGCCUGGGGGUGCUGCCUGAUGGGCAGUCCAAGCUCCAGGCCCUGCAUGCCCAGUAUUGCCAAGGACCGGGCCCGGCCCCGCCCCCCUACCUCCCACCUCAGCAGCCCCCUCUCCCCCCACCUCCUCAGCAGCCCCCGCCCCUCCCGCAGCUGGGCUCCAUUCCACCGCCUCCUGCCUCAGCUCCUCCUGUGGGGCCGCAUCGCCACUUCCAUGCCCAUGGCCCAGUCCCAGGCCCCCAGCACUAUACCUUGGGCCGGCCAGGCAGAGCUCCCAGACGGGGGGCCGGAGGACACCCUCAGUUUGCUCCACAUGGCCGCCACCCCCUGCACCAGCCCACCUCCCCCUUGCCCCUGUACAGUCCUGCCCCCCAGCACCCUCCAGCCCACAAACAGGGCCCCAAGCACUUCAUCUUCAGCCACCACCCAC